CUCCGGCAGCGGGGACCCCCCCAUGGCAGUGGGCACCUCCCCUUGAAACCUGCCAAGCUGGACGCCACAGCCCUGCACGACGACACCUCGGCCAGCUCCGCGCCCGACUCUGAGGCUUGCAGCCAUGCGGUCCUCGCCCGCAGCCCCGGCAUCCCUGAAGAGUAUUAUGUGAGCGAGGCUGUGGAAGAUGCUCCCAGCUACAGAGAGCACCGGGAUGCCUGCACCAUCACUGACGUGUGCAACAGCACCAACCUUCCAGAAGUUGAGAUCAUUAGCCUGCUGGAGGAGCAGCUGCCCCAUUACAAGCUAAGAGCGGACACCAUCUAUGGUUACGACCACGAUGACUGGCUGCAUACGCCCCUCAUCUCCCCAGAUGCCAACAUCGACCUCACGACCGAGCAGAUCGAAGAGACGCUGAAAUACUUCCUUCUAUGUGCCGAAAGAGUUGGCCAGAUGACUAAGACAUACAAUGACAUCGAUGCAGUCACGAGGCUUCUUGAGGAGAAAGAGCGCGAUUUGGAGCUGGCUGCGAGGAUCGGCCAGUCAUUGUUGAAAAAGAACAAGACCCUAACUGAGAGGAACGAGCUGUUGGAAGAGCAGGUGGAGCACAUCCGGGAGGAGGUGUCUCAGCUCCGACAUGAGCUGUCCAUGAAGGACGAGCUGCUUCAGUUCUACACCAGUGCCGCUGAGGAGAGCGAGCCCGAGUCCGUCUGCUCAACCCCGCUGAAGAGGAACGAGUCAUCCUCCUCCGUCCAGAAUUACUUCCACCUGGACUCUCUCCAGAAGAAACUGAAGGACCUCGAAGAGGAGAACGUUGUACUUCGAUCUGAGGCCUGCCAGCUGAAGACGGAGACCAUCACCUAUGAGGAGAAGGAGCAGCAGCUGGUGAAUGACUGCGUGAAGGAGCUGAGGGAUGCCAACGUUCAAAUUGCGAGCAUCUCCGAGGAGCUGGCCAAGAAGACGGAAGAUGCCGCCCGCCAGCAGGAGGAGAUCACGCACCUGCUGUCACAAAUUGUGGACUUACAGAAGAAGGCAAAAUCUUGCGCAGUGGAAAACGAAGAGCUUGUCCAGCACCUGGGCGCUGCCAAGGAUGCCCAGCGUCAACUCACAGCCGAGCUGCGCGAGCUGGAGGAUAAGUAUGCGGAGUGCAUGGAGAUGCUUCACGAGGCUCAGGAGGAACUGAAGAACCUGCGCAACAAGACGAUGCCCACGUCCCGGCGAUACCACUCUCUGGGCCUGUUCCCCAUGGACUCCUUGGCUGCAGAGAUCGAGGGAACUAUGCGCAAGGAGCUGCAGCUGGAAGAGCCAGAGUCUCCAGACAUCACGCACCAGAAGCGAGUCUUUGAGACGGUGAGAAAUGUCAAUCAAGUGGUCAAGCAGAGAUCACUCACCCCUUCCCCCAUGAGCAUCCCGGGUUCCAACCAGUGCUCCGCCAUGAACUCCCUCCUGUCCAGCUGUGUCAGCACCCCCCGCUCCAGCUUCUACGGCAGCGACGUCAGCAACGUGGUCCUUGACAACAAAACCAACAGCAUCCUCCUGGAAACCGAGGCGGCCGACCUGGGGAAUGAGGCACACAGCAAGAAGCCAGGCACGCCGGGCACGCCAGGCUCCCACGACCUGGAGACCGCACUGAGGCGGCUCUCCCUGCGCCGGGAGAACUACCUGUCUGAGCGGAGGUUCUUCGAGGAGGAGCAGGAGAGGAAGCUGCGCGAGCUGGCUGAGAAGGGGGAGCUGCACAGUGGCUCGCUCACGCCCACUGAGAGCAUCAUGUCGCUGGGCACACACUCACGCUUCUCCGAGUUCACUGGCUUCUCCGGCAUGUCCUUCAGCAGCCGCUCCUACCUGCCCGAGAAGCUGCAGAUCGUGAAGCCGCUCGAAGGUUCAGCCACGCUUCACCACUGGCAGCAAUUGGCCCAGCCUCAUCUUGGGGGCAUCCUGGACCCCCGUCCUGGUGUGGUCACCAAGGGCUUCCGGACUUUGGACGUUGACCUGGAUGACGUGUACUGCCUUAACGACUUUGAAGAAGAUGACACAGGUGACCACAUCUCUCUGGCGGGCCUAGCUACCUCCACGCCAAUUCAGCACCCGGAGACCUCAGGUGAGAGGUCUCAAGCUCGUGUGACUGUCUCAGGCAGCAGAAGUUACUCCAGCCAGCCUCAGGCUUCCCCAGAGGAGAUGCACCAGCCGCCAGCACAAGCGGGCCUGGAGGAGGAGGAGGAGGAGGAGGAGGGGUCUGCGCACCACCCUGGGAAGUGCAUGUCACAGACCAACUCGACUUUUACCUUUACCACCUGCCGCAUCCUGCACCCUUCGGACGAGCUCACACGGGUCACGCCAAGCCUUAACUCAGCUCCUGCUCCAGCCUGUAGCAGCGCCAGCCACUUGAAGUCCACGCCGGUGGCCACGCCUUGCACCCCCAGGAGACUGAGCCUGGCCGAGUCCUUCACGAACAUCCGCGAGUCCACGACCACCAUGAGCACGUCCCUGGGGCUGGUAUGGUUACUGAAGGAACGCGGCAUCUCGGCGGCCGUGUACGACCCCCAGAGCUGGGACCGAGCCGGCAGGGGCUCCCUCCUCCACUCCUACACCCCUAGGAUGGCUGUGAUCCCGUCCACCCCACCAAACUCCCCUAUGCAGACACCCUCAGCCUCCCCGCCCUCCUUCGAGUUCAAGUGCACGAGCCCUCCGUACAACAACUUCCUGGCUUCCAAGCCCGCCAGCUCCAUCCUGAGGGAGGUGAGGGAAAAGAAGCCGGUGCGGAGCAGCGAGAGCCAGACAGACGUGUCUGUCUCCAACCUCAACCUCGUGGACAAAGUCAGGAGGUUCGGGGUGGCCAGAGUGGUGAACUCAGGACGAGCCCGCAUCCCCACCUUGACUGAGGAUCAGGGACCUCUCCUCUGUGGUCCGACAGGGCCGGCACAGGCUCUUGUCCCUGGGGGCCUGGUCCCCGAGGGCCUGCCUCUGGGGUGCCCCAGCGGCAUCAGACGGAAUCGCAGCUUCCCCACCAUGGUCGGGUCCAGCGUGCAGAUGAGAGCCCCCGUGAUCCUCACCUCGGGCAUCUUAAUGGGUGCUAAGCUCCCCAAACAGACUAGCUUGCGGUGAGCCCGGGGCUUGCUGCCCCAUCUGCUCCCUGCCUCCUGUCCCCGACAGAGCACUCACACCUUGUCUCCUCUGAGGUCUACUUCUCCUGAGCUAGACAGAUCAACUGUGUGCCUCUCGGGGAGGGGGGAGUAGAACUCCAUGUGGUGUGUAUACAGGACUUGGGGACCUUGCAUCUGCUCUCUCUUCCAAUCCACAGGAAGUAAUAACUCUACAAGGUCACACUCUGGUGAGGAUGGCCCCUGAGCUCACCAGGGGGAAGGUAGCAUCCUUUCUUCCUUACUUAUAAGAAGCACUGAAAUUCCCAAGGCUGUUCUUAUCCCAUGGAUAGGAAUUUGGUGAAUUCUGCAUAAGACCGUCGGGUUGCACGCAUAGCCGCCAGGUGGCACUGUGAUAGCCGACAGGGCUGCUCGCCAUCAGAGAGUUGUUCUUUCAGUGGUAGGUGGCCCACCCUCGCCAAGGUCUGCACUAUCCGCCCGGUGGACUGUCUGUUCUCUAGACUUCUUUUCACGUCUCUGACUUGAAGUUACCUUGCAUUUUGUCACAAGCUGUCAGGGUUAGAGCCUGAUAGGAAAAGAAUGUAUUUACCCUCUGAUGCGCCAUCAGGCGGCCCCUCUGUGUUCUGUGUGAUUGAUUUUCCAACCCCCCCCUCCUUUUUUAAGUUUUUAUUUGCAGGGAAGUCUCAGUACUGGCAGUUUCUCUUGGUUCUGACACCAAAGUGCAGAUGGCACACACGCUAACUCGCUAAUGACAUAGCUUGUUUCUGGGACCCAGUGUCACAGCCAGGGUAAUGGAUGACCAGUUCUCACUGUAACAGUAGGACCAUGGGGAAAGGGGACAAGACCGUUAAACCCACACACGGCAGAGGGGAAGGGCCGAAGCCACAGCACACCUCAUGGCGUCCCGGGCCAAGGCGUGUCAAGUUUUUAGUCCUCUUGUUUCAAAAUUAGAAUUAAGUUUCCUCCCCAUCCCCCAAGCCCAUUGUCCCCUCAUCCCAUUUCUGCCCAUAGGAAAAGACCAGAGGUGCUUACGAAUGGAAGGAGCGUGAGCGACUGAGUGGCCUGGGCCUGUCGCUGUCACCUCUGCGGUUAUGCACUUAUUUAUUACCCAUGUGUGCUGUGUUUUAAUCAGAUGCCGUCUCUGCUUCCAGCUCAAGCCUCUGUGUGUGUGCGUGUGUGUAUGUGUGUGUGUGUGUGUGUGUGUGUGUGUGUGUGUGAGAGAGAGAGAGAGAGAGAGAGAGAGAGAGAGAGAGAUCCCAGCCCAGAUAUAUUAUUUAUUUUUGUCUGAGGAUGGUUGUACAUCUGUGUGUCACAUGGUCACCUGCCCCAGACAUCUGUGGAAGGAUAGCAUCCUGUGUACAAGAAAUUGUCACAUAAACAACUUCCCCACCCUCUGCAAAAGAUGUGUCCUUGAAUGGAGUGAGUGUCACCUUAUGCCCGCCACGGAUGCUUUGAGAAGGUCCCCAAGCAGCAAGCUUCAGUCCCAGUCCCACUAUUUCAACUAUUUAUUCUCCGGCGUGCUGGUUCAUCGCGUUCUCGGCCCUCCUGGCUGCCGCGGAUACGUGCGGUCACCACAAGUGACAUACAUUUCAUUUGAAUGUGUUUUAAAGCGGUAGGGUAGAAGAGCAGAGGAGGGUGACAACCUUGGCUUGGAUGGACCACUUCACGUGUUCAGAGCUCCCGAAACACCGGUGUAAGAACCGGCACUUUAGAGGUCGUCAUAGUAUCGCUAGCAAACCGGUGAUCAACAUUAAACAACUCUACCAAAAAGUGUCAGGAUCAGCAACAAGAUUUCAGUCACUAACGAAUAUCAAUAAAACAAGCUCAAAGGAUGGAAA
Molecule: messenger RNA, 4936 nt
Organism: Apodemus sylvaticus (European woodmouse)
Lineage: Eukaryota; Metazoa; Chordata; Mammalia; Rodentia; Muridae
Gene: Trak1
Product: trafficking kinesin protein 1
Exons: 16
Coding region: 454-3102 (882 amino acids)
Biological process (GO): anterograde axonal transport of mitochondrion; endosome to lysosome transport; neurogenesis
Cellular component (GO): dendrite
Molecular function (GO): GABA receptor binding
Source: RefSeq, a predicted model, not a curated record